Chelonoidis abingdonii (Abingdon island giant tortoise) is the source of this 2384-nucleotide messenger RNA. Lineage: Eukaryota; Metazoa; Chordata; Testudines; Testudinidae. The record is from RefSeq and is a predicted model, not a curated record.
AUGCUAUGGUCUUUCUGCUUGCAGGUCUCUGAGGAGGAAGAGAGAGUGAAUAGCAGCAGCUACUUGAAGAAUGAGGUUUCUAACAAUGCCCCUUCCCAGGAUCUGCGGGAAGAGGAGAUGCGCAGCAGCGGGAAGGGGCAGCAGGUUGGUGACAGAGCCUUCCGUUGUGGUUACAAAGGUUGCGACCGCCUCUACACCACCGCCCACCAUUUAAAGGUGCACGAGCGAGCUCACACAGGUGAUCGGCCAUACAGGUGUGACUUCCCGAGCUGUGGGAAAGCAUUUGCUACAGGGUACGGGCUGAAGAGCCACGUGAGAACGCACACUGGUGAGAAGCCAUACAAGUGCCCCGAGGACAUUUGCAGCAAAGCCUUCAAAACCUCAGGGGACCUGCAGAAACACAUCCGCACACACACAGGUGAGCGUCCCUUCAAAUGCCCGUUUGAAGGCUGUGGCCGCUCAUUCACCACCUCCAAUAUCCGUAAGGUCCACAUCCGGACACACACGGGGGAGCGCCCGUACAUGUGCCCCGAGCCCAGCUGCGGGAGAGGUUUCACGAGCGCCACCAACUACAAGAACCACAUGAGAAUUCACACAGGCGAGAAGCCGUACAUGUGCACUGUGCCGGGCUGUGGGAAACGCUUCACUGAGUACUCCAGUCUGUACAAACACCAUGUGGUCCACACCCACUGCAAGCCCUACACCUGCAACAACUGCGGGAAGACCUACCGCCAGACCUCCACGCUGGCCAUGCACAAGCGCAGUGCCCAUGGAGAGCUGGAGGCCACGGAGGAGAGUGAGCAGGCUCUCUACGAGCAGCAGCAGCUGGAAGCUGCCGCAGCCACAGAACAGGGCCCAGCACUGAAGCGCCAGCAGAUUGCUUUCCUUUCGGAGGAGGAGGAGGAGGAGGACGGCAUACCUACCCAGGUUUCACUUAUCUCUCAGGAUGGAACACAGCAGGUCAGUCUGUCCCACGAGGACUUACAGGCACUGGGCAGUGCCAUCAGCAUGGUAACACAGAGUGGCACCAUCACAAUGCCACAGGAAGACCUUGCAGCUUCUGGCACGCACACAGUCACCAUGGUUACGAUAGUCACCACUGGGGCAGUGAUGUCUGAAGGGUCAGCCAUCGCAUCCCUCCAUCACCAGCAAGUGGCAUUGCUCGCAACUGCCUGCGGCACUCAUAUUGCAGUGCAGCUGGAAGAGCAGCAGAGCCUGGAGGAAGCCAUCAGCAUGGCAACAGCAGCAAUUCAGCAGGAGUCUGUAACACUCAAUGCAGCCCUGUCUGAGAACGGGUGCUGAGACACUGCGCAACCCGUGGACCGGGAGGCUUGAGUGGAACAGGGAUGGCAAUCAAACGGCCCCUUGUGUUCGGUUGGGGGUUUCAGGUUCUGAAACAGCCCCCCCGACUGCUGCACAGAAGAUAAACUGUAAUGCGUGGUACAACCCGUGAAUGCAGAAGGGAGUCCCUGAUAACUGUUACGUGCAUCCAGCUUGUGUGUUAGGCAGGCAGCGAGAGCAGAUACAGGAGCUCUCUGGGCUGCCAGAGUGACCCUGUUUAAAGGGCUCUCCUAUCGCUGACAGCGACAUCUUUCUAAGAAACCUGGCUGGAGGCUUUAAAGCUUUCCUGGAUCCUGGGCAGUCGCUCUGCUGCCAUCCAGGACUAUCCUGCUCAUUUUCCAGGGACACUGACUUCCCCUGAGUCUGGAGCAGGGCAGAAGCUCUUGUGUUCCUUUGUGGCCAAGAGUUGGAAUUCCAAGGCAAGAUGAUCUGCUACACCCCGCAUGGAACUGCAGAGACCGUAGCUUCAUGGCACCACAGGGAGUCAGCGAUCAUUUUGGAGAGACAGUUCCUGCUCUCUCACACUAGGUGCUCCAGGGAUGAACACAGAUGGUCUGACAUCCACACACACCCUGGAAACACAUACACAAGUGGCACGGAAGCAGCAUAUGCACAGAAGCAAUAAAGCCCCAUCAAAGCAACCCCGGGCUGUCCUGGUCUCGGUGUUUUGGACAACGAUCACUUCUUGACGCUGGAAGUCAGAGAUUAUCACCGGCACAGGCUGAGGGCGGCAGGAUCCACGUUAGGCUGGAUGUGACAGCAUUUCUCCCUUUCUCCUUAGCCCCCUUCCUUUUGACUCAACAGCCAAGUUCAUUUCCAGACUCAGCUGCUGUGGGGAGGGUAGAGUACUCAACCUGGGCAGGCCAGCACUUCUUGGGGCACAAGCUAGAGUUAGAUGUAAAUAGUGAGUUUAAAUAAAACUAAUUAAAGUUUGGUUUUUUUUUUUAAUAUCUUUUCCUCUCUCUUUCAAUCCCUGCAGCCCGGGGAAGGGGAGGGGAAGAAAGAGGGGGGUUGACAUAUACUUAAUAAAGCUUCUAAGUUUA